UCAUCAAGCUGAGACGAACCUGGAAGCGAGCCUUGCAACAAGACAGGAAGGUUCCAGAGUCUGUAAUCGGAAAAUCAAUUUAUCAACAGUCAAAUCUUCAUCAACCCCUACCCUUUGUUCGCUGAAGAGCAAGGGGGAAUCGAUCAUUGGAUCUGUUCAUUAACACGCCAUCGAGUCUUUUGUUGUUUCCCUAUCGGGGUCGGGCUCUCCUCCCUCACCAUGGCUGUCCCAUUAUCGUCUCCUGAUAUGAGCUCUGUUGAUUUCACUGCGCACGUCACUGACCUCCCUACGCCACCUCUGGAUUCUCUUCUUUUCGCCGAUAACGACGAUACCUUGUUUUCUGAUGCAGUUCUCUCCGAUUUUGACUUCGGGUUGGAUAACGAUUUCGAGAUUACCUUCGACGAUCCCGAGAAUCUCCGUCUUCCCCUAAAUGUUGACGAAUUCCUUUUCGACGACGCAUCUGUCAUUCCUCCCUCGCAGUCGCAGAUUCAUGAUGAUCGUCAUGAGUUAGCUAAUUGCGAUUGCAAUCCGACUUUCGAUGUCGCUAGGUUUUCGAAUUGGCAGUCUUAUCCGCCUACUUGUUUGGAUAAUUCAGGCGAUCAGAAUUCGCACGGCUCAAAGGAGGUUAAAGUUUCGAACUCCCAAUUGCCGAAGUCCAAUUCUUGCGACCGCGAAUCUUUGGACGGGCCCGUUUCGUCUCAGGGUUCGCGUAACGGUGGGUCAGGUGUUUCUGACGUGAUGGAUUCACCUUCACCGAGUCGACACGACAUAGAUUUUACAUCUCAGGUUAUUGGUGACGAGAACCUGAAUUUGGAGGAAACCGGGAAGGUCUCUGAUUUGAAGAGGAAGAUGGAAAACAAUGGAGGAAAUACUGGGGAGAGAACUUCUAAGCACCGGAGGUCGUCGACGCCUAUGGAGAAUGUGACUCGAGAACCUGGUGUUAGUAUUAUCAAUGAGGACGUCGAGAAAAGGAAGGCUAGGUUGAUGAGGAAUCGGGAAAGUGCCCAGCUUUCUAGGCAGAGAAAGAAGCAGUAUGUAGAGGAGCUUGAGGAGAAGGUGAAAUCAAUGAAUUCCACCAUUGCCGAUUUGAGUAGCAAGAUAUCAUUCUUUAUGGCCGAGAAUGCCACUUUGAGACAGCGACUGAAUGCUGGUGGAACGUGUCCACCGCCUCCUGCUUCAGGGAUGUAUACCCAUCCCCCGAUGCCUACCAUGCCUUACUCUUGGGCGCCGUAUGCCCCCUACGUUGUCAACCCACUAGGGUCUCAUGUUCCUUUGGUACCAAUUCCGAGAUUAAAGUCUCAGCAACAGCCAGCGGCCUCAAGAAGUAAAAUGUCCGACCGUAAGAAAUCCGAGGGUAAAACUAAAAAGGUUGCCAGCGUCUGUUUGCUGGGUUUGUUUUUCUUUGUCUUGCUUUUUGGUGGAUUGGCUCCCCUUGUGAAUGUUAAGUUUGAUGGUUUAGUGGACGAUACUUAUGGGAGGUCGCGGUAUGUGAGCGAUAGGUUCUAUGGUCAGCUCGGAGGGAAAGUCUGGCCCGUGAAUGGCCCUACGGAUAGGUCUGAAGGAUACAAAGGAGUUGGGUCUUCUAGUGGAAGAUUCAGUGUUUUUGACAGGAUGACUGGUGAGAGAGGCCGGAAUCUUGGCGAGGAAACGCAUAAUCAGCAGGACUCAGUGUAUAAAUCAGAUUCAGAUGGAUUUGUUCAUUUGAGCAAUAAUAGUCAGCCUCUUUUUGCUUCUUUGUAUGUUCCUAGGAAUGAUAAGCUGGUGAAGAUUGAUGGGAAUUUGAUAAUCAAUUCUGUCAUGGCCAGUGAGAAAGCUAUGGCAUCUCACACUGCUCAUAUCGCAGAGAAUGAUAAAAGAGAAACUCGUUUGGCAAUUUCUAAAUAUUGGGAUUCUGCAUUGGCUGUUCCAGAUGUUGGAAUAAGUGGAGGCUUACAUCCUUACUUGUAUAGGAAUCCAGCUGAACAGAGGAAGGCACUUCCACAUGGUUCAGCUGAAAAUUUGAAGGACCAUCUGAGGUCAACUUCGUCUGAUCGUAAAAUCCAACAAUGGUUCCGGGAAGGUCUUGCAGGGCCUAUGUUAGGUUCUGGCAUGUGCACAGAAGUUUUCCAAUUUGAUAUCUCAUCAACACAAGGAGCUAUUGUGCCAGCACCAUCAGCCGCCAAUGUUUCUGAAGGGAACAACCAAAAUGCUACUCGUCUUAGCAAAAGUAGGAAUAGAAGAAUUCUACACAGGCUCCCACUUGCUGGAUCCAGCAGCAACGCAGGUGAAGAACAAGGAGGACAAAAUGCACUGAAUGACAACUUCCUUGGUAAUAAGUCGAAGUCUUCCAUGGUGGUUUCUGUGCUUGUUGAUCCUAAAGAAGCUGGAGAUAUUGAUGGAAUGAUAACGCCGAAAUCGAUUUCUAGAAUAUUUGUGGUUGUGCUUGUGGACAGCAUCAAGUAUGUAACAUAUUCGUGUGUUCUUCCUCGUGCUUCCCCCCAUCGGGUGACUGCUUGAGGCCGACCCUUUCUCCAAUCAAGCGUUUUGACAGAGCUGUAUGAUUUAUUUAUUCACUUGACCUGAGUUUCGUUUUCGGAAUGGGGGUAACAGAGCUCCUGUUUUGUGCAUUAGAUGGAUGUAGGGUUGACCAACAGAGUUGUGAACUCUGUCCAUGCACAAAAGAGACAUUUCAUUCUUUGUUUUUUGGUGUCAGUACGAGAUUAUACAUGUAAACUUUUUGUUGAAAAAUAUAAAUCUUAUUAUGAAAUUUUAAUUUA
Messenger RNA from Prosopis cineraria, 2756 nucleotides. RefSeq names its product bZIP transcription factor 17-like. The record is from RefSeq and is a predicted model, not a curated record. Gene Ontology annotation, molecular function: DNA-binding transcription factor activity. Bases 220 to 2496 code for a protein of 758 amino acids. Gene Ontology annotation, cellular component: endoplasmic reticulum membrane; nucleus. Lineage: Eukaryota; Viridiplantae; Streptophyta; Magnoliopsida; Fabales; Fabaceae. The transcript is spliced from 2 exons.